AUGUUGCGCGUCGACGCGCGCGCCGCCCGCGCGACCGCCGACGAGGCCAUGCUGGCACUGGACCGGCGCGCGGGCCGCGCCGCCGUCGAGAUCGCUUCGUUAUUCGAUCUCGCCGGCGACGCAGCCCGGUUCGCGCGGCCGGGGAACCGCGGCGUCUACGUCGUGGAUCUAGACAUGCGCGGACGGGCCAACGCGCGCUUCGCGGCCGCGGACGAGGAGGCGACGAGCCCGACGGAGGGCGGCGGUCCGCUCGCGCUGCCCGUGGCGGGCUACUGCGCCGCGCGCGGCGUCGACGCCGCGCGCUUCGCGGGCACGCUGCGGCGCGUCGCGUCCAUCGCCGCGCAGCGCUGCUGCCGCACGGCGGAAGCGCGGCGCGCCGCGGCGACGAUGGCCAUGGCGCCCGAGACGCCCCUCGCGGCCCUGAAGUGCUUCGCGCAGUUCGCGAGCCGGGGCAUCGCGCCGAAGCACUGGAACCCGCCCGUGCCCGCCGCCGUCGCGGCGCUGCCGGCGACGGGCGACGGCUUCGGCGACUUCGUCAAGCGCCACGAGCCGUGCGUCGUCAAGGGCUGGGGGCUCGAGGGCCCCUACGCGGCCCUUCUGGAAAAGUUCGGCGACGACGCCUACCUCAAGGAGCGCUGCGGGUCCCGCGAGGUGCCGACGCGGGGCUCGUGGAUCGACGUGCUCAGCGGCGAGCGCGUCUUCGCGUCCGCGGCCAACGGCUCCGCGACGCUCGCGGAGGUCCUGGACCAGCGGCGGACGGAGCGCGUGCCGACGCGCUACGCGGCGAAGAUCGACCUGGCCAGGACGCUCCCCGAGCUCGCGGCGGACCUCGCGGCCGCGGAGGCGCGGUCGCCGCGCGCGGCGUUUGGCCACUGGUUCGGCGACGCGCAGCCCGUCCACGCCUACGUGGCGCCCGGCGGCGCGGCGACGGCGACGCACGUCGACCCCGCGGAGCAGCUCCUGCUCGUCGUCGGCGGCGCCAAGGCCGUCCGGCUCUUCGCGCCGGGCGCGGCCGCGGCGCUCAAGCCGUCGAACGCGCCGCUCUUCUCCGUCGCCGCGCUCGCGACCGUCGGGCCCCACGCGCCCUUCUCGGCGGCGCCGCCCGCGCCCUUCGUCGACGUCGCGCUGGCCGCGGGCGACGUCCUCUACCUGCCCGCCUUCUGGUGGCACGCGGUCUCGGCUGCCCCGGCAGUGAUCCGCGAGGUCUCGGCUGCCCCGGCAGUGACCCGCUCGUCGGCCGCGCGGCCCGGCUCGCGCGCGCCGGCGCCGCCCGGCGCCAUGGAGACGGACCCGCGGUUGGCGCGCUUCUACAAGGACGUGACGCCCCGCAAGCGGCUGCGCACGGCCGUGGACUUCGUCCGCACCUGCGGCGACGCGGCGCACGAGUGCGAGUUCCUGACGGAGAACGCCUGGCGCAUCAUCGAGACGUGCUUCGAGACCGUGGAGCAGUACGAGCGCAUGACGUCGGGCGAGUGGGAACAGGACGCGCCGAAGGCGCGGCCCAUCGCGUUCGCGAAACGCGUGCUCCGCGGCGAGAAGGUCAUCGAGGAGCGCGACUGGUCCGACGUCUUCUUCCUCGUGCGGCGUGUCAUCGAGGCGUCGGCCGCCGCGGGGGUGACUGACGAGAUGGACGCGCUAGCAGCGCUCGCCGCGAGCGCGGCGCCGCGGCGCUCCGGCGACGGCGACGAGCCCGCGGCCGACGAGCCGGCGGCCUCCGACGGCUGCGACGACGACCCGCUGCCCGCGCGCGCCACCGUCGGCGACCGGUUGCGGCGCGCGAGCGGCGGGCUCUUCUCCUUCGGGUCCAACGUGAAGAAGAAGGUGCUGAGCCUCUCGCCGUCCGCGCGGAUCCUGCUCCUCUGCCGCAAGGUCCUGCACCCGGACGCGGCGACGGCCGCGCGGCUCGAGGGCGUGCGCCUGCUCCUCCAGCUCGCCGAGGGCCUCCUCGAGCGCGCCGCCGCGAGCUGGUGCGUCGGCGGCUCCGCGGCGGAGCAGGUCCGCUGCACGGAGCUGCUCGAGGCCGCGCUCGGCGGCGAGCGCGCGGAGGCGGCCGAGUGGGCCGACGGCGAGGCGUCGGCCGCGGCCUUCGCGGGCCAUCGCUGGACGGGGCAGAAGACGCCGGCGGAGACGCGGCUGGCCCUCGUCGAGGAGUUCCUCAAGUACUCGCUCGGGUCGUCGCUGCCCGCGCGCGCGGCCGACGACCGCGCGGCGCGGCGCGCGAGCGGCCAGGCGGGCCGCGGCGGCGACCGCGCGAGCUCGCUGCGCGCGGGCUACGGCGACAGCGUCCUGAGCCCGGGCGCGUCCAAGGACGGCGAGGCGCCGGCCGCGCGCGCGGCGGCGGACGCGCGGCGCCGGCGCCGCUUCGGCCACUGGGCGGACGUCGUCGCGGACCUGCUGCCGACGUGGCUCGGCGCCGUCGACGAAGACGACGGGCUCAAGGUCGUCCUCGCGGCCCACGGCUGGCUGCGGCAGGUGCUCGGCGACUCGCUCCUCGCGGACGCCGCGGGCUCGCGCUUCGCGGCGCUCCUGCGCGCGCCGCUCGAGGCGCUCGCGGCGGCCGCCGGCCCCGGCGACGACGCCGACGCGGGCGUCGAGGAGGACUCGGCCUUCGGCGACGCCUGCGUCGAGACCGUCGAGCUGUUCCGCACCUUCGCCGCGGACGCGCGCCGCGUGCCGGGCGGCGCGGCGCUCUCGGACGGUCAGAAGCGCGACGGCGUCCUCGCGCACGCGACCCUCGCCCUCGACGGCGCCUACGCGCCCGCCGUCGCCGCGCGCCUGGCGCCCCACGGCCGCCGGACGCUGGCCGCGCUCGCGCUGGGCCUCGCGGAGGACGCGGCCGUCGUCCUCGCCGCGCGCGACGGCGACGGCGACGGCGGCGACGCGCGCUGGGCCGCGCUCCGCGACAAGGUCCGGCGCGUCGUCGAUGUCUACGCCGGCGCGGCCGUGCACCGGCGCGGCUGCCCCCUGGCCCUCGCGGCGACGGCGCCGCUCGCGGUGCGCUGCGCGUUCUGCGUCCUGCUCGCGCGGCCGGGCCCGGAGUCGCGGGACUGGUGCGCGCGCUGGGCCGCGAACCUGGCGAGCGACGGCGCGGGCGUCGACCCGGACGCCGCGGCGCCGGACGACGACGUGGCCGUGCGCGAGACGCUGGGCGGCCACGUCUGCGCGGAGUGGCGCCGCCGCGUCGAGGCCGCGGCCGCGGAGGCGUCGGGCGCGUUGGGCGCCGGCCGCGAGGCGUCCGACGCGUUGGCGCUGGUGGACGCGGCCCUGCGGCUCCUGCCGCCGGCCUGCCUCCGCGGCGCGCCGCCGGCCGCGGCCGAGGCCGCGGCCGCGGGCGCCGCCGGCGCCGCGCGGCUCCUCGCGAGCCGCCCCAAGCCGCGGGACCCGAAGGCCGCACCCCGGACGGGGGGCGCCCUCGACCCGGCGCGCGUCGUCGGCGCCUUGGCCGCCGUCGCGCCCUGGCUCGUCGCCCUCGCGGACGACGGCCGCGCGGGCCGCGGCGCCGCCGCGGGCGCGGCGCUCGGCGCGCUCUGCGACGGCCUCGCCGCGGGGAGCCCCUGGCCCCGGGCCGCGCGGCCCCUGCGGCGGCGCGUCAUCGGCCUCGUCGUCGCCGCCGUGGGCCGCGAACUCGACCGCGGCGGCGCCGCGCGCGGCCGCGCGCCCCUGGUCGCCGUCGCGCGGCGCGGCGCGGCCCUCGCCGCGGCGACGGCGCUGGGCCUCGCCGUGGCCAUCUGCGGCGCGGGCGCCGCGGCGGCGCGCGACGACGCCGGCGGCCUGGGCGAGGUCGGCGAGGCCGCGGCCGCGCGGCGCAAGGCCUGCCGCGGCGUCGCGAUCGCCGCGCUCGCGGACGCUUCGGGCUUCGCGCGCGAGCUCCUCGAGCUCGGCGCCGAGGGCGCGGCCGUCGUCGCCGUGCUGCUGCGCUGCGUCCUCGCCAACGGCGCCGCGGCCCUCGCGCGCGCCCUCGAGGACCUGCCGGGCGACGCGCCGGGCGGCCUGGAGUUCGAGCGCGGGUCGUCGUCCGCGAGCCGGCCGCGCGACGCGAGCCGCGCGGGGCUGGGCAAGUGCGACGACUGCGCCGCCGCGGGCCUGCGGGCGCUGGGCGCCUGGCUGCCCCUGCGCGACGCGUCGGGCCUCUGGGAGCCCCUCGAGCGCCGCGCGGCGCUCGCGGUCCUCGACGCGGCGCUCCUCGGCUUGGGCGGCCGCGCGGCGCGCGCGCGGCUGCCCCUCAACGACUUCGCGCUCCACGGCGCGUUGGACGAGGCAAGGCGCAACGCCGAGGACGGCGGCCCGGACGCCGAGGCGCUCGACGCCCUCGCGGCGGCCCUCGACGACGUCCACGACGCGCGCGCGGCCGCGGCGACGCUCUGCCUCCGCGACGAGCGCCGCGCGGCCCUCGUCGGCGCGCUCUGGGACGGCCUGCGGGCCGCCGCGGCCGAGGCCCGCGACGCCCUCGAGAGCCUCCACGCGGGGCCCCGGCCGCCGCCGCGCGCGGCCGCGGCCGCCGCGGCGCCGCGGACCGUCUGCCUCCUGGCGCAGCGCGGCGACGCGGGCGGCCCGCGCUACGUCGUCGCCCUCGCGGCGGCCCCCGGCGAGGACGACGCCGUCGCCCUGGGCCGCGCGUCGACGGCGGCGUCGCGGCGCUGGACCGCGCGGCUCGCGGCCGCGGCCGCGGCGGAGCGCGCGCGGACGCCGCCGCGGCGCGCGCCGACGCCGCCGUCCUUCGCGGCCAUUUUGGACGGCGCGGCGGACCCGCCGUCGCCGCCGUCGGCGACGUCCCGCGAGGCGCGCAUGGAGAAGUUCCGGCGGGCCGUGCGCAUGACGAUGACGAAGCCGGAGCGGACGCGGCACCUGAGCGCGGAUCUGGAUUUGGCGCGCGACGCCGAGGCCGACGGCCUCAUCGGCGACCUCUUCGAGGGGACCGACGGCGGCGACGGCGACGGCUCGCCCCGGGGCGACUUCCGGGACCCGCGGCCGGCCGCGACGCUCGCGCGCGAGGAGAUCGAUUUUCGGGCGGACCUCGCGCGCGACCGCGCGACCGCGGCGCUCGGCCGCCUCGCGUCGGCCGAGGGCCGCGCGCCGCCGGCGGGCGCGGACGCGGCGCCGGACGCGACGCUCGUCGGCCCGCCGGCCGCGGGCGCGACCUUUGCCGUCGAGUCGAACCUGGACGUGCUGGACCUCGUGCUCGGCGACGCGGGCGCGCUUUUGGCCUUCGAGCGCUUCCUCGACGGCGAGUUCGCGGCGGAGGGGCUCCGGUUCCUCGCCGCCGCGGCGCUCCACGACGGCUCGCGGGACGACGCGGCGCGCAUCGUCGCGGCCUUCGUCCGCGCGGACGCGGCGAGCCAGGUGAAUUUGCCGCAGCGCAUCGUCGCGGACGUGGAGCGGCGGUUGCGAGAGGACGACCUCGACGGCCUCUUCGACGACGCCGUGCACGAGUGCCGCGCGCUCGUCGCCAACGACAACCUGCAGCGCUUCCUCGACAAGGCCGGCGCGGACCGGGGCGCGGCGCUCGCGCCGAAGCGCGUCCGCCUCGUCGAGCGGCUCCGCACGGCGCGGCAGCUCGCGCGUGCGAAGCCCGUGGGCGCGUCCCGGCCGCCGCCGCCGUCGCCGUCGGCGGCGGACCUUCGCGCCGCGGCGGCGCCGCGGCCGGAGCGGCCCGCGGCCCGCGCGCCCGCGGCCGCGCUCCUCGUGCACCACUUGGGCCUCGUCGCGCCCGCGCUCGACAACGACGGCGCCGUCGCGCUGGCCGCGGACGUCGCGCACGUCGCCGUCGCGCCCGAGGGCCUCGCCGCGGCGCGCGCCGUGGAAGCGGCGGCCGCGCGGCCGCCGCCCGUCGUCCUCCUCGACGCGCCGCCGGGCGACGCGGCGUUCGCGACGUUCCUCCGCGCGCUCGACGGCCUCGACGGCGCCGCGGCGCGCUUCGCGCUCCCCGGCGACGGCGCCGCGGCGCCGGACGCGGUGGUCCUCUGGGAGCCGCGCGCGCCCGGCGCCGCCGCGCGCGCGGGGGCCGCGGCCGACGGCGCCGGCGCGGCGACGCCGACGCUCCGCGUCCGCGACGUCGGCCGCGGCCUCUACCGCCUCGACGCCACCGGCUUCCCGCCGGCGACGGUGCCGCCGCUCGUCGACGACGUCCUCUGCGGCGCGGACGCGCUCCCGCGCGCCGUCGCGGACCUCGCGGCCGGGCUCCGCGCGCCGCGGCCGGGCGCGGGCCUCGCGCUCGGCGCGCUCGACGCGCCGCGCGAGCCGAGCGACCCGCCCGUGAGCGUCUACGCGGCCCUCGUCCAGCGCGAGGCCCCGAGGCCCGUCGCCGUCAUCCCGCCCGGUAAGGCGGUUUAG
Messenger RNA from Aureococcus anophagefferens, 6330 nucleotides. RefSeq lists its product as hypothetical. NCBI's taxonomy places the organism in Eukaryota, Pelagophyceae, Pelagomonadales, Pelagomonadaceae. The coding region runs from base 1 to 6330 and encodes 2109 amino acids. The record is from RefSeq and is a predicted model, not a curated record. The transcript has 3 exons. Gene Ontology annotation, molecular function: 2-oxoglutarate-dependent dioxygenase activity.